UCGUGACUUUAAAUAUUCACACGGGAAAGUGACAUUAUCAAAAUUAAAAACAAAAUUACAAAAACGGAAGGCCAAUAAAUUCAAUGGUUACUUUAUAUAAUAAUUUCGAAGUUAUAAUAUAAUUUGAUUGAUUAUUCUUUUUUGAGACUUGUUUUGGAUAAUAAUGGCGAGCGAAGUGGAAAAGAAGGCGGUUUUCAAUGCGGAGUCGGCGAAAGAUGUGGUGAAGCAGUUGAGAGAUAGCUUCGUAGCCGGAAAGACUAAAAGCUACGAAUGGAGAAGGACUCAGUUGAAAGCCAUGCUGAAGAUGAUGGAAGAGAACGAGCCGCAAAUCGUCGCUGCUCUUCGUGACGAUCUUUCCAAGCCGGAACUCGAAUCCUCAAUCUACGAGGUAGCGAUGUUAAAGAACUCAUGUAGAUUGGCACUCAAGGAACUGAAGCAUUGGAUGAUGCCAGAAAAGGCAAAAACUUCAUUGACUACAUUUCCUUCGUCUGCUGAAAUUGUAUCUGAGCCAUUGGGUGUUGUGUUAGUAAUCUCAGCAUGGAAUUAUCCUUUAUUGUUGUCUCUUGAUCCAGUUGUUGGAGCUAUUGCAGCUGGUAAUGCUAUAGUCUUAAAGCCAUCAGAAAUUGCUCCAGCCACUGCAUCAUUGCUUGUGAAGCUGGUAGCCAAUUAUUUGGAUAGCUCUUGCAUAAAGGUUGUUGAAGGGGCUGUUCCUGAAACAUCAGCACUACUGGAGCAAAAGUGGGACAAAAUAUUUUAUACAGGCAAUGGAAGAGUUGCACGCAUUGUGAUGGCAGCUGCUGCCAAGCAUUUAACACCAGUUGUUUUGGAGCUUGGAGGAAAGUCUCCAGUCAUUGUUGAUUCAAGCAUCAAUUUACAGGUUGCAACUAGGCGGAUAAUUGCUGGCAAGUGGGGAUGUAAUAAUGGACAAGCAUGUAUUUCUCCUGAUUACAUUAUUACAACAAAAGAUUAUGCUCUGAAGUUGGUAGAUUCUUUCAAAUGUGAAUUGGAGAGAUUUUAUGGAAAGAAUCCAUUGGAGUCAAAAGACUUGUCUCGCAUAGUGAAUUCUAACCACUUUGCUCGCUUGUCAAAGCUCUUGGAUGAGGACAAUGUUUCUAGUAAGAUCAUCCAUGGAGGUGAAAGAGAUAAAACAAACUUGAUGAUUACUCCUACUAUCUUGCUUGAUGUUCCACAAGAUUCUCUGAUCAUGAAUGAAGAGAUAUUUGGUCCGUUGCUUCCAAUUAUCACGGUUGACAAAGUGGAAGACAGCUUUGAUGUGAUAAAUUCUUCAGGAACAAAGCCACUAGCUGCAUAUCUGUUUACCAAUAACAAGAAGCUAAAAGAGAAGUUUGUUGCAACAGUCUCUGCAGGGGGUUUGGUUGUCAAUGACACAACCGUACAUCUAGCUGAACACACCUUACCAUUUGGAGGAGUCGGGGAUAGUGGAAUGGGUGCAUACCAUGGGAUAUUCACCUUUGAUGCUUUUAGCCAUAAGAAGCCUGUUCUUUACAGAAGUUUUGCUGGUGAUGCAUUUUUGAGAUACCCACCAUACACGAAGGACAAGCUAAGAUUGUUGCAGGCUCUUCUUGCUGGUAGUAUCUUAGGCAUUAUUCGUGCUUUGCUGGGAUGGUCUUAGCCUUAGAAGACGAGGUAUGCCUGUCUAUGUUGUAAGUUUUCAUUUUUCACUUAUGUAAUAAUGUGACUCAAGGCACUCAUUUCAUUCAGUUUGACAAAGGUUGAUUGUAUGCAAGACUAAAGGUAAAAUACGUAAUUGGUUUUCAGUAUUUUCCCUUUAAAUCAAUGUGAUGUACAGCUUCUAACUUUACAUUUCACAAUGAUGAAAGGGUGAAAU
Durio zibethinus is the source of this 1849-nucleotide messenger RNA. Its product is annotated as aldehyde dehydrogenase family 3 member H1-like. Gene Ontology annotation, molecular function: aldehyde dehydrogenase (NAD+) activity. NCBI's taxonomy places the organism in Eukaryota, Viridiplantae, Streptophyta, Magnoliopsida, Malvales, Malvaceae. Gene Ontology annotation, biological process: aldehyde metabolic process. The record is from RefSeq and is a predicted model, not a curated record. Gene Ontology annotation, cellular component: cytoplasm.